This is a messenger RNA of Anopheles marshallii, 1308 nucleotides long. It is a transcript of the gene PIG-U, whose product is annotated as phosphatidylinositol glycan anchor biosynthesis class U protein. Bases 1 to 1308 code for a protein of 435 amino acids. Gene Ontology annotation, cellular component: GPI-anchor transamidase complex; membrane. The record is from RefSeq and is a predicted model, not a curated record. The transcript is spliced from 5 exons. Lineage: Eukaryota; Metazoa; Arthropoda; Insecta; Diptera; Culicidae. Gene Ontology annotation, biological process: protein localization to cell surface; attachment of GPI anchor to protein.
AUGAAGCUGGCGAUAAGUAUAGGAGUGGCCGCAGCAGUGCGCUUCCUGCUGAUGAAUUCUCGCUACUCGCAAGGGAUACAAAACCGGGUGGAAGUAUCUACACCGAUAAAUGCAUGGAAACGAGUUGAGGAAGGUGCAUAUCUGUAUGCGAACGGAAUCAAUCCCUACGAUGGAGACGUGUAUCAUAAAAAUCCAAUUAUUCUGCACACUUCUCGCUGGCUGCUAGAUAAUGUCCCAAGUGCCAUUCCGUCCCUGUUCAUCCUGCUGGACGUGCUGACGGGGAUCUUGCUGCUGCUAGCGGCACGAGUAUUUAUCCGCGAAAUGUAUGAAAAACAACGAAACGAAAUGAAUACGUACGCGAAGGACACGGAUGAGCUCCAUCUUGUCGAGGCGGAUCUGCACACGGUUCCGAUGUCUGUCGGGUUUGCUUACCUGUUCAACCCGUACACCAUUCUAAACUGUGUCGGACAGACGACGACCGUGUGGAGUAACUUCCUGCUGGCCACUUUUCUGUACGGGCUAUCGCGUCGUCAACGGCUGGUCUGUUUUCUGGCGCUUGCACUCGAAACGCAGAUUAAUCUAUACCCAUUUGUGUUACUCGCACCGGGCGCACUGCACAUUGCCAAUCACCAAACCGGGACGGGCGCCAGUGGGAGCAGAUUUCGCAGCAUAACGACCAGCUGCCUCUUAUUUGCAGGCUUAUUUACAGGAGUUAAUUACUUCGGCAGCUUUUUGAUGGGUGGAGACUGGAGUUUCCUAGAUGCCACGUAUGGCUUCAUCAUCAACUGCCGCAGCUUACAACCAAAUAUUGGGUUGUUCUGGUACUUCUUCACGGAAAUGUUCGAUCACUUCCGGACGCUGUUCCUGUACUCGUUCCAGAUCAACGCCACGCUGCUGUACCUGUUUCCGCUCACGUUCAAGCUGCACAAGGAACCGAUCAUGCUGGCAACGAUGCUGAUCGGGCUGGCGGCCGUAUUUCGCUCGUAUCCGUGCGUCGGCGAUGUUAGCUUCUACCUUGCCCUCAUUCCGCUGUGGAAAUCGAUUUCCAUGUUCAUGAAGAACAAUUUCAUCGUCGGUGCAACGAUGCUGGUGACGAGUGUGCUCGCUCCGACCGUGUGGCACCUGUGGAUAUACAACAAUUCAGCGAACGCCAACUUUUACUUUGGUGUGACGCUCAUUUUCUGCACAGCCCAGAUUUUCCUCAUUACCGAUCUCUUCUUUGGGUACAUCAAGCGAGAGUUCUGCCUAAAGCACGGCAUCCGAGUGUUGGUGGAUGGAAAGGAGGCCCGAAUUACGUUGGAGUAUUAA